AAACACCUCUAGGUCCCGCAUGCACCUUAUCGUCUUAUUGUAUUGUCCCAUGAUGCUUUAUAUAAUCCUACCAAACCCACUCACCAGACUCAUCGAGACAGAUCAAAGCAUCGCGAGAUCAGAGAUUAAUUUGUAGUCGGAGCUGAAAUGGAAGGUAAGGAAGAGGAUGUUAGAUUGGGGGCCAACAAGUUCCCGGAGAGGCAGCCAAUCGGGACAGCAGCUCAGAGCCAGGAUGGUGCCAAGGACUACACUGAGCCACCGCCGGCGUCGCUGUUAAUUGAGCCUGGGGAGCUGUCCUCUUGGUCCUUUUACAGGGCUGGGAUCGCGGAGUUCAUUGCGACUUUCCUGUUUCUGUACAUCACAAUUUUAACGGUGAUGGGAGUUGUCAAGGCCCCCACUAAGUGCACAACAGUAGGCAUUCAAGGGAUCGCUUGGGCAUUUGGCGGAAUGAUCUUCGCCCUCGUCUACUGCACCGCGGGCAUCUCAGGUGGUCACAUAAACCCGGCGGUGACGUUUGGGCUGUUUCUGGCGAGGAAACUGUCGCUGACGAGGGCGGUGUUCUACAUGGUGAUGCAGUGCUUGGGAGCAAUCUGUGGUGCAGGUGUUGUGAAAGGAUUCGAGGGGAGACGCCAGUACGAAAGUUUGAAAGGUGGGGCCAACUUUGUUGCCCCUGGUUACACCAAGGGUGAUGGCCUUGGCGCUGAAAUCGUUGGCACCUUCGUUCUUGUAUACACUGUUUUCUCAGCCACUGAUGCCAAGCGUAGCGCCAGAGACUCCCACGUUCCCAUUUUGGCACCUCUACCAAUUGGGUUCGCGGUGUUCUUGGUUCACUUGGCUACCAUCCCCAUAACUGGAACCGGUAUUAACCCAGCUCGGAGUCUUGGUGCGGCAAUCAUCUUCAACAAGGACCUCGGUUGGGAUGACCAUUGGAUUUUCUGGGUAGGACCAUUCAUUGGUGCAGCACUUGCAGCUCUAUACCACCAGGUUGUGAUUAGAGCCAUGCCUUUCAAAUCGAAGUGAAGCGUUACGCAUGAUCACGCAACUCGUGAUGCUUUUAUUUGCGGCCACUGACGUUGAAAGUUAAAGAUCUUGCCGAGUCUGUCCAGUACUUUCCCUGUUUUCUCCGUGUAUGUGUACGUCCGUAAGAUGAUAUGUAAUACUACUAUGAGCAUGCUUCUUUUGAGGUCCCCCCGGUCCCCCUUCUUUUUCUUGUUUUUCCUUCGAAGGGGGGUUAAUAGGUUAUUAUUAAUGGGCCCCAUUCAUAGUGGGUGGGCUUUGUAUUUCUAGCUGUGAAUUAAUUGUGUAUGGACUAAGUGCGUACUGUUCUUUUUACCUUGAGAAAAAAAAAAAAAAAAAAAGAGUGCGUACUGUGCUUUUAUCUA
Messenger RNA from Juglans microcarpa x Juglans regia, 1382 nucleotides. Its product is annotated as probable aquaporin PIP-type 7a. Gene Ontology annotation, cellular component: plasma membrane; vacuole; plasmodesma. The record is from RefSeq and is a predicted model, not a curated record. Lineage: Eukaryota; Viridiplantae; Streptophyta; Magnoliopsida; Fagales; Juglandaceae. Gene Ontology annotation, biological process: transmembrane transport; response to water deprivation. The transcript has 4 exons. The coding region runs from base 148 to 1020 and encodes 290 amino acids. Gene Ontology annotation, molecular function: water channel activity.